Molecule: messenger RNA, 510 nt
Organism: Rosa chinensis
Lineage: Eukaryota; Viridiplantae; Streptophyta; Magnoliopsida; Rosales; Rosaceae
Exons: 1
Coding region: 1-510 (169 amino acids)
Molecular function (GO): RNA-DNA hybrid ribonuclease activity; nucleic acid binding
Source: RefSeq, a predicted model, not a curated record
AUGACACUUGUAACUAGUAAGAGGACAAAAGCUAAAGUAGGUUGGUCCCCUCCCAUGAGUGGUAUGUUGUGCUUGAAUGUUGAUCGUGCUUAUGUUUCUUCAUUACAGCAUGGAGGCAUUGGAGGUGUUCUGCAUAAUGAGAAGGGUGAGUUUAUUGUUGGUUUUGCUUAUAAAGUGCCUAAUAUAUCCUCUACCUACCAUACUGAGUAUCUUGCUGUUAAGUCUGGGUUGGAGCUUAUUCAAGCACUUGGUAUGUCUAGUGUUGCUUUAAUGAGUGAUUAUUUAGAGGCUAUUAAGGCUGUGACAGAAAAGGAUCAAGACUUCUCCACUUUGAGAAUCAUUGUUGAAGAAAUUAAAGAUUUACUAAGUGAUUUGCAUUUUGUAGGUGUCCAUCAUACUUAUAGAAGUGCUAAUCAUGUUGCUCAUAGACUAGCAGGUUUUGGUUUUGAUUCUGACAUUUUGUUCAUGCUCUGUGUUUGUUUCGAAUGUCCUACAGUUGUAAUUGUAUAA